UAAUCCUUUAGCAUUAUGUACUUUAAAGGCAGGAGAGAGUCAAAGUGUACAUUAAGGUUUCUGAAUACUCCUGACCUCUCAGCUCUUUCCAAACACUUUUUUCUCCGAGCCCCACCAUUCUACUCAGCAUGCUGUGGUGGGUCCUGUCAGCACCCUGCAUCCCCCACUGCUUUUCCAAGGGAGGAAAGUGUGCUGCCUCUUCUGACCCAGGAGUCUAACUCCAAAUCCCGGAGAGGCAUAUUAAGAAGAGCUGUCUUUUCUGAAGACCAGAGGAAAGCUUUGGAGAAAAUGUUCCAGAAGCAGAAGUAUAUUAGUAAAACAGACAGGAAGAAACUGGCCCUUAACCUGGGUCUAAAGGAGUCUCAGGUGAAAAUCUGGUUUCAGAAUCGAAGGAUGAAAUGGCGAAACUCCAAAGAAAAAGAAGUGCUUUCUAACAGGUGCCUCCAAGAAGAAGGUCUUCAGGAGAACUACCUCUCACGAUCCACCAUGAAUUUUACCUCUCCAUGCCCAUCUGUGUGGGAAAUGUCAGAAGAGCGGGCAAGUCCAAGGUGGAGGGAGAAUUCUCCAGGAAAUUCUGAAAGACUGACUACUGCACAACCACCUCCAAGAGCAAAUUCAUUGCAGAGCCCACUCUAUUUGUAUCCUGACCAAGACACUGCAAACAAGGCAUCAUCAAGUGUAAGAGAGUAGGGGCUGUUUGUAAGUGGAGUGGAAGAGUGCAGGCUUCAAAUGAGCAGUCUUUUAAGAUUAACAAUAUUUGAACAUUGUAAAGCUAACUAGUUUAUGCUUCAAAAAUAUGCUAAAGUCUAACACCAUUAAAAUUACAAACAACUAAUGACUAAAGAAGUAUUCUUCAAUAUUCAGUUUUUUCUUGUGUCUUUUCCACUCUUAUACUGACCUUAAAAGUAAAAUAGCAACGGAUGGUAAGUAAAAUGAAGUGAAGAACAUGAAUCUGAAUUUGUGCUCUGAUUUAUACAUCUGCACUGUAUGUGAUGCUAGUUAAAAAUACACUAAUAGAGAAUCACUUUUAUCUCUCAUUGUAGUCAGACCAAUUAAUUUCUUCUGUGCAUGAGAUAAAAAGAGCUCUUCUGUCAAGACAAUAAGGGGUUUUGGGUUCUUUUAGAAAUUCAUGAAGUAACACAGUAGAUUCAUAUGGACAAAUACAAGCAUUUUGGUGUGUUUUCUCCAUCUGUCUUCACCUAUGUCAGUAUUCAAUUAGCUUUAAAUAGUCACAGGUCAACCGACAACCUCGGUAAAGUUAUGCAAUAUUAAAAGGCAACCAACCUAAAAUGUUCCAUGUUUAAGUAACACUGAUGAGUGCGUGUACUGGAAAGUGCAGUUCACUGGCUUCUGUCUUUCUGUCCAUGCAUGAAUCUACUAGCAUUCUUAACUUUGAAUUGCGGUGUCUUUUUUUUUGGCUGUUGGUAGAAUCUUUUGUAUUUCAAAACUGCAAUGACAGUGUGCAGAAUUGUAGCCAAAAAUGCACUAAACAACAGACCCAUAACUGGAAAAAUUGCUACUACAGCCAGUUCAGAAAAUUACUUAUGGAGAUGAUGUACCAAUAGUAGCAUUAUUCCUGGCUUAUUGCUGUUUAAACUGGUGCCAUUAAGGACGAAUUAGCAUAUAUCUGUAUCAAAGACAGGACAGUAUUCUUUGUAAUACAAGUUGCCUUGAAUAUUAUUAAAGCUACUUAAAAUUAUUUUCUUGCUUAAUCCAAUUUAAGGAGGUCAGCAUAUGAAUUUAGGUGUAUCUUUCUUUGUUUUAUUUGCAAAUUUUUAUAGCUAAAAAUGGGAGCAUAGCAUUCAUUUUCUUUUUCAUACAUUUAUGGAUGCCUUUGUUGAGAAGAGAGACUAAAGAUAUUUUAUGUUACAGGCAAAACCUUAUGGACCACAUUAUAGGUUUUAUAGGGACUAUUUUCUUUCUGUUGAUACAUUUUAUAGGCAAAAGAUUAUGAUAAUCUAGUCUGGCUUUUCUUAUCAUAUAUGCCUUGAAUGUUUCUGAUUAUUCUGAUUAUACUUGCCUUGAGCUUCAGAUAUUUUGAACUGUAUUGUACAUCUUCCAACCGUGCAAUUGUUGUAGAGUAAGUUGUUAUUUAAUGUUUUACCUUUUGAUAGAUGAUUUACUAUUCCCCUUGUUACAUUGUAUUAUCUGGGAGGUGAAGUUUGGAUACAUCUGCAGCUAAAAAACUUGAGAUUGCAAUGAUGAUCCUUGUAUCAUUUAUGCACGAUAAGGUGGGUUUUGUAUCUUGCCUUGUGCAUAUCCUGCUGUCUCAGUGGCCAAAUAUGUAAUCCUAGUUUUUGCAUUA
Zonotrichia albicollis (white-throated sparrow) is the source of this 2305-nucleotide messenger RNA. Lineage: Eukaryota; Metazoa; Chordata; Aves; Passeriformes; Passerellidae. The record is from RefSeq and is a predicted model, not a curated record.